Molecule: messenger RNA, 1309 nt
Organism: Paramisgurnus dabryanus
Lineage: Eukaryota; Metazoa; Chordata; Actinopteri; Cypriniformes; Cobitidae
Source: RefSeq, a predicted model, not a curated record
CGCCACCAGAUAAGUCUGCAAGACGAUCGUAAACGGGAGUUGCUCUUCAUGUAAAAUGUGUGAAACAGAAUUUUCAUCGCCUCUUGAGGAGCGUAAACAAUGUUUGCAGGAACUCACAGAUUUUACCGAAAGUUGUCAAGCGGAGUUGAAGGAUUUGCUUGAGGCAUUGGGAUGGAGUCCGGAGUUUGAUGCAAAUGAUACUCAGAUGGAAGUGUGCCCAUAUGAUCCAAACCAUACAGUACCUCGGGACAGGAUGGAGAAACACAAGGCUUCCUGUCAGCUCAGUCAGCUGGGAUACACUAAAGAAGAGCAGGCUGAAAUGUGUGAUCCUUCAGUGUAUUAUGAAAAAAUGAACAUUCCUUCCAUAAUUAUCGAUAAAGAGACGCUGCAGCAAGUAAUUCUUCAGGCUCAGGCAAAUGCCCCUCCCAUGAGAUCUGAAGGACUCUAUGCACAAUGCGAUUACUCUUCAGAUCCUCCUGAUGUGCCUCACAAUCACGAACGGGCAUUAUGCGAUCUCACUGUGGCAGACCGACUGGCCCUCUAUGAUCACGUGACACAAGAGGCCAGCCAACAAUGUGCAAUAAAGGAAUCCAACAACGAGGAUCUUUAUGUAGAUCUUGUCGCUAAACUUAAAAAAGGCGACGAUCGUAGUGGACCAAAGUCUCAUCUGGAGGUGUUGGCUGAGAUGAGGGACUACAGGAGACGCAGGCAGUCUUACAGAGCAAAAAACGUUCACAUCACCAAGAAGUCUUAUACAGAGGUCAUUAGGGAGGUGAUUGACGUCCACUCUGAUGAGCUUUCCAGGAUUUGGCAAGAAGAGAAGGAGGACGAGUCUAAAGCAUCACAGCAGUCAUCUCACAGAAGGACAUCUGAGAGAGACAGAUCAGCAUCUGUCGAAUCACGUGACUCUCGUGUCAGCUCUCGAGAAGAGCACGGGCGAAAACGGCACCGCAAACGCAGUCGUAGUCGCAAACGCAGUCGAGAGCUUAGCAGAGAAAGGGAGAGCAAGGGUAAAAGGACUGGUCCCGAAAUCGCUACUGCGCAGACUCAAGACCCAAGAUGUCAGCACUGUAUCGGGACACUGAUGGCUUCACUUUUCACCAAUUGGAAGACAGCGAACGGGCGUCGUCCAUUUUUUUUUCAGUCUAUGGUUAAACUGUUUACUACUGGUUCAAACUUGUUUCCAGCCAAACUACACAAAAAUAUACAAUGUUACAAACAAACUUUCUUACGUUUGAACUGCUCAAAUAAUAAUCAUAUAUUAGAUGUCCAAAUUGGUUAGAUGGACUUCCUUAGUGACCAUUUUGUU